GAUCACUGAAGAAGAAGGCAGAGAAAUGUACGGUUUUAUCAACACAUGUUUGAAGUCGCUGGUGAUCGAUAAGUUUGGAGAAGAAACCUGGAAUAAACUCAGGGAGGAAGCAGGUGCUGAAGAUACCUUCAUGACUUACGAAGUGUACAAAGAUGAGAUUACCAUGCGGCUGGUAGCGGAGACCUGCAGGCUCCUCGACGUGGAAGCCAGUGUGGUGCUGAGACUGUUUGGCGAAUACUUCUUCGAGUUCUGUAAAAGAUCAGGCUAUGACCACAUGUUGCGCACGCUGGGAGCAAAUCUCUUCGAGUUUAUGGAGAAUCUGGACGCUCUGCACGGCUACCUGUCCCUUUCGUACAAGGAGAUGAAUGCUCCAUCGUUUCGUGUGGAAAAGAACAGCGACAGCACCAUGCUCUUACACUAUUAUUCUGACCGCAGGGGUCUCUGCCACAUUGUGCCAGGCAUCAUUGGAGCCGUAGCGAAAGACUUCUUCAGCAGUCGAAUUGAGAUGGAGGUGGUGAAUCAGAUGGAGGAGGUGGAGAGGACGGGGAAAAAGGAGCAUGUUGUUUUCCUGAUAACCCACCACCCAGCCUUCUCGGAGAAAAUGUGCAGCAGAAACGCAGCGUCACCUUCACAGCGCGCUCAGGCCUCGGGCUGCACACACGGCGCAGCACGCACCAACAAACAGGAGGUGGAAAAAUCAAGGCAGACCAAAAAACAUACAGGUGCACGGAGGAACCACUGGGAGACCGUCAGAAGCUUGGUGCAGCUGGGAAAAGGUAAACUGUUGAGGGGAUUUGAGCCUGUGUACCCUGAUGAACUGUGCAUAGACCUGAAGACUUUCUGCAAUGCCUUUCCUUUUCAUAUUGUGUUUGAUGAAGAACUGAGGGUGCGGCAGGCGGGAGUGACGGUGCAGAAGAUCGUGCCAGGAUUACAGACCAUGGGGAUCCAACUGAACCAGUACUUCACCAUCCUGCACCCAGAGGUCACCUUCACCAUCACCAGCAUCCGCAAGUUCAUCAACAGUCACUUUGUUCUGCAGACUCGUCGAGACAUGAUGCCCGAGUGCUGGAAGGAGACACCCAUGCUUGAGCUCAGAGGUCAGAUGUUGUGGAUGGCCUCUCUGCGCUGCAUGCUGUACCAGGCGUCCCCUCUGCUGCGCAGCCUGCAGGAGCUGGAGGAGAGGCGCAUGUACCUGUCCGACAUCGCCCCGCACGACGCCACGCGCCACCUCAUCCUGCUCAACCAGCAGCGGCUGGCUGAGAUGGAGCUGUCCAGCCAGCUGGAGCGCAAAAAGGAGCAGCUGCGGCAGCUCUCGCAGCACCUGGAGCAGGAGAAGCAGAAGACGGAGAACCUGCUGUACGCCAUGCUGCCUAAACACGUGGCCAACCAGCUGAAGGAGGGCAAGAAAGUGGAGGCAGGUGAGUUUAAGGAGUGCACCAUCCUCUUCAGUGAUGUGGUCACCUUCACCAACAUCUGCUCCCAGUGUGAGCCCAUUCAGAUCGUCUUCAUGCUCAACUCCAUGUACCUGAGGUUCGACCGCCUCACCACUGUACACAACGUUUACAAGGUUGAAACAAUAGGUGAUGCCUACAUGGUGGUGGGUGGCGUGCCAAUCCCAGUGUCCAGUCAUGCAGAGCGGGUGGCUAACUUUGCCCUUGGCAUGAUUAUGGCAGCUAAGGAAGUCACCAACCCCAUCACAGGAGGCCCUAUUCAGAUUCGGGUGGGCUUGCACAGUGGUCCCGUGCUCGCAGGUGUAGUUGGGGAGAAAAUGCCGCGCUACUGCCUGUUCGGAGACACGGUGAACACGGCCUCUCGCAUGGAGAGCCAUGGCCUGCCUGACAGGAUCCACCUCAGCCCCACCGUUUAUCACGCUCUGCGGGAGAAGGGCUUUCAGUUAGAGGAGCGCGGGGAGAUCGAGGUGAAGGGUAAAGGCAGGAUGCGGACCUACUUCCUCCUGAAGAACUUGAGAGCUACAGACAGUGAGAUUAUGGGCCGCUGCACGAGGGAGGCUGGCUCAGGUCAGGAGUCGGUUCACUCCGGCCUUGACUGCAGCUCUGAGCUUCCUUCCUUUAGACCUUCUUUAGAACCUAUACAGAGCAGUGACAGACGGCCCACUGUAGCCAUGAGAUACGGCGACAGCCUGACAGACGACAAGCCUCCAGCUCCGUUUACUGAAGCCCUGCCCAGUGCUAAAAGCCUAACAGGUAAAUCACGGGACUCUGAGAGCUACGGGAGUCUGCACAGCGGAAACAGGUCUGAAGAUGAGCCGUUUGAGCUGAAUGAGGACGCCGUCCGCCGCGGGCCCGACGGAGCUGAACCUCCACCUGCUGCUCGCAACAAAAAGCACGUUUGUAGCAGACUCUGUGUGGUGAGCUAA
This is a messenger RNA of Colossoma macropomum (tambaqui), 2377 nucleotides long. Its product is annotated as guanylate cyclase soluble subunit beta-2-like. The transcript has 16 exons. Bases 26 to 2377 code for a protein of 783 amino acids. The record is from RefSeq and is a predicted model, not a curated record. Gene Ontology annotation, cellular component: guanylate cyclase complex, soluble. Gene Ontology annotation, molecular function: guanylate cyclase activity; heme binding. NCBI's taxonomy places the organism in Eukaryota, Metazoa, Chordata, Actinopteri, Characiformes, Serrasalmidae. Gene Ontology annotation, biological process: response to oxygen levels; cGMP biosynthetic process.